UAUUGUAUUAUUAAGAAAAAUGUGCUCAAUAAAUAAUGAUUGUGGUGGUCAGGAAUUAAUGAAAGGAUAUCAAGAUUUAAAUACAGAUGAUGCUAAAUGUCGCAAGUGCAAUGAAAACAAUGCAACAAUAAAACUACGCGGUAAAGAUAAUUAUUGUAAUGAAUGCUUCUUGUUAAGUGCGACGCACAAAUUUCGUGCUACGCUUGGUAAAUCAAAGCUAGUUCGUCCAAAAGAUAAAGUUCUCGUUGGUUACUCUGGUGCAGCUGGUUCGGUUGCUCUGCUCAAUUUAAUAAGAGCAGGCAUGCAUGAAUCAGUACAUAAACGUCUCGUUUUCGAGAGCAAAGUUAUUUAUAUUGAUGACGGCAUGCUGAAAAAACAGGAUCAGGCCCAAAGACAAGCUUUCAUUGAUCAGGUCAGGACUCAAAUAGAAUCUCUUGGAUUUCAGGGAUACGUGACCAGUUUAUCUGAAUGUUUAAAUGCUGAUUCUGAUGUAAAUGUUUAUAAACUCGACAAUUACACUUGUGAGGACAAUGAUGAUCUGAAUAAUUUAUUCGACCAGCUGACGAAUGACACAGCCAAGCAGGAUCUACUGAAGAAAUUGAGACAUCGACUGAUAGCAUCAGUGGCUAAAAAACUUGAAUGCGGAAAAGUAUUUCUUGGUAAUGAUGCAACCAAUCUUGCCGUUGACAUCCUCAGCAAUGUAGCAGUAGGUCGCGGAGCCCAGCUGGCUGUUGAUGUUGGUUUUGUUGAUGAUCGCUUUAAAAACCUGAUGAUUUUACGACCGAUGAGAGACUUUACAAGAGUGGAACUUGAUCACUAUUUAAAUAUUAAUGGACUAAAGGCCUUGGACACUGCAAAAGUAACAAAGUCUUCUGAUCCUUUUGCUUCAAUCCAACAACUCACUGAAGACUUUAUCCUGGACUUGGAGUCCCAGUUCACCGGGACAGUGUCUACUGUCUUUCGAACCGGGGACAAAGUAUGCGCGAGUAAGCAAUCCCAUAAUGAUAAUAAAAGUAAUGACGAAAUUUGCGUUAUUUGCAAUGCACUGAUGGACACAAGGCCUCUUGAUGAUGCAACUGCUAUCAAAGCAACUUUAUUCUCAAGGUUUAUUUCCACCCAAGGAAUAAAAUCUAUUGUUGACGUUAAUGUUGAUGAUAAUUACUCUGAAAAAUUAAAUUGUGAUAAUUGCCAAGGCGAUUGUUUUAAUUCAAAAGAUUUAACAUUACAACAAUUACGUAAAUUUUUAUGUUAUGGUUGUAAAUUAAUUUUUAAUUAUUCGUUUGAUUGUAAAAAAUUACCUCCUCAUAUUACCAACAAGUUACGCGAGAUAAUUUGUAUGCAAGAUAUGCGUGAGCAAAUAAAAGAUUUUUUAUUAUAA
Molecule: messenger RNA, 1378 nt
Organism: Microplitis demolitor
Lineage: Eukaryota; Metazoa; Arthropoda; Insecta; Hymenoptera; Braconidae
Gene: Ctu2
Product: cytoplasmic tRNA 2-thiolation protein 2
Exons: 2
Coding region: 20-1378 (452 amino acids)
Biological process (GO): tRNA wobble position uridine thiolation
Cellular component (GO): cytosol
Molecular function (GO): tRNA binding; sulfurtransferase activity
Source: RefSeq, a predicted model, not a curated record